Aspergillus bombycis is the source of this 2487-nucleotide messenger RNA. Its product is annotated as monocarboxylate transporter. The transcript is spliced from 9 exons. Bases 1 to 2487 code for a protein of 828 amino acids. The record is from RefSeq and is a predicted model, not a curated record. Lineage: Eukaryota; Fungi; Ascomycota; Eurotiomycetes; Eurotiales; Aspergillaceae. Gene Ontology annotation, cellular component: fungal-type vacuole membrane. Gene Ontology annotation, biological process: transmembrane transport. Gene Ontology annotation, molecular function: transmembrane transporter activity; FAD binding.
AUGCUAUCGAUUUUCCCCCAGUCCAAGGCGUUGUUUCGCGGAGAUAUCGAUAUGUCCGCAGACAGUGAGACAGACACGAAGGCACAGAAAGGACGAGCGAACCACAGUCACAUUGAAUUUGCCCAGAAGGAUGAGGAAACUGGGGGUAGCUUAGAGGGUGCGCCGACUGAUCGUGGUGAAUCCUUCCCGGACGGUGGUUUCCAAGCCUGGCGCACGGCGCUAGGAGGAUUCUUGUCGUUUGUUGCCAGCAUUGGGUUCCUCAGCGGGGGAUCUGUUUUCCAAAGCUACUUCAAGACAACCGUCCUUCCAGGCUCCAGCACAUCCGAUAUUGCGUGGAUCGGCAGCGUUCAGGUUUGGGGAUGCUACUUCUUUGGUAUCUGGUCGGGAGCUUUGUCUGAUAAGCACGGGCCUGCGCUACCUCUGGCCGUGGGAACAUUCUUCAUGGUGCUGGGCAAUAUGAUGUCCUCGGUCUCGACAAAGUUCUAUCAAUUUCUGCUGUCCCAGGGGUUUUGUGUAGCACUUGGCAUGGGAUUUAUCUUCACACCAGCUCUGGCUAUCCAGUCCCAAUGGUUCUUGAAACGCCGUGGAUUUGCCGUUGGCUUUGUCAUGUCUGGCCAGAUGGCUGGAGGUAUCAUUUGGCCCGUUCUCGCCAACCGACUUCUCAAUUUUGAGGGCAUGUCAUAUGGUUGGACUCUGCGUAUUAUCGGUUUCAUGCAGCUUGGAAUCAUGGUUGCUGCUAUAUUACUCGUUCAGCGUCGAUUCCCUUGUGCGAUGGAACAGAGGCCCAUGCCUUUAAAACAAUACUUUACCGACCGCUCAACCAUGUUGCUCACGUUUGCUAUUUUCCUCAUGAAUCUUGGCAUUUAUGUACCGUGGUUUUACAUCACUCCUUAUGCCAUCCAGCGCGGUGCCUCGGCAAGCCUAGGAUUCUACGAUGCAGCAAUCCUGAAUGCUGGCGCCUUCUUCGGCUGCUAUGCACUAGGCAUGAUAGCUGACUCUGGCCUGGGAUUUUUCAAUUCGGUUAUAGUGGCCACCUUUGUUUGCGCCGUGAUUUCCUUCGCUUGGAUCGGCUCACACGGCAUUCCAGGUGUCGUCGUGUGGGCAGUAGCAUAUGGAAUGAUCUCAGGCGCACUACAGGCGAUUUUCUCGCCCUGUGUCUCCAUGCUGGCGCCGACGACAGAUGUUAUUGGCUUCUGGAACGAUAGAUCCAAUUACCGCAGAGGCCGCUGGGAUCGCCUAAGGACCAUCACGCCUGAUUGUGAGAUCCUGCACGAUCCUCAGGACCCUCAAUUCCACGAACGUCUCAGCUGUUGGACCGACAUCGACCGAAAGACUCCCACCGCUAGUAUUCUCCCUCGGUCCGAACACGAUUGUCUCAAAACAGUCAAAUGGGCACUACAGUCAUCCAUUCCCCUUGUGACCACCUGUGGCGACCAUAGCACCUGGUCAACGACUGGCGUGGAGGGAAUAAUUAUCGACCUUAGUGGCUACGUUGAUGUGCGUGUGGAUGCAGAGAGAAAGGCCGCUACUUUGGUCGGUGGGGAUCUAUCCAAACAAGUGGGCAUGCGUCUGGCCGAAGCAGGGCUCUUCACAGCAUUCGGAAAUGACAAUAUGGUCGGUGUGAAUCCCUACUUUCUCGGCCGUGGGGCCUCCAUCAUAUCCUCUAUCACAGGGGUUGGGUCCGAUCAAAUCGUGUCCGCGCGGGUCAUCACGGCUCAGGACGGUGGGAAGCUGGCCGAGGUGACGGAGAAAGAGCAUUCUGAUCUCCUCUGGGCUCUGCAAGGCGCAUGGCAAUUCUUCGGGCUGGUGACCCAACUCACCAUCCGGGCACACCGAAUCUCUCAACUCCUUAAGCAGCAGGGGCUGAUCUGGACCGGAGCGUUUAUCUUUCUGCUCGAGCGGGCUACAGAGAUAGCUCCAGUGAUGAAGAGAUUAAUGGCAGAUAGCCAGCGUGCGACUGCAGGCUUGAACUCCAUCCCUGGCCAUCGCCGCGCGGUCCCCUUCCAAGUACUCUACGAUCUGCAUCCCCUGGUUGCCACCGGAGACGAGGCUCCCAUCCAGCACGCCAGUGACGCACGAGAAGCGCUGUGCGGAAAGGGUGAUUUGAAGCAGUUCGGUGUGGUCGGAUUACAUGGGUUCGACGCCGAAGGCUUUGUACGCACCAUUGACACCUGGAAGCAAAUGGUGCAUGACUGCCCCGACGCCAUCAAUACUGGGUUUAACGUUCAAAGGGAUGCGCGAGCAGUUAAGACGCCCGAGGUGGAGUUGGCUAUGUCCUUGUAUGAUAUCCCGUAUUGGCAGAACAACUUGAUCUGGCAUACAGAGGAAUGGAACCACCGUAAGGUGGAGGCGUACAACAAUGAGUGCAUCUCUAUCAUGCGCGGCGACGAUCAGUCACACUCCGUGGACUUUCAGAAUGGCACUCGCGUCGGGCCCAUCGAGAGACGCUAUCGCGGGCAGGCUCACUUGGAAAAGCGGCUCGAUUGA